This is a messenger RNA of Pseudoliparis swirei, 507 nucleotides long. Its product is annotated as tripartite motif-containing protein 29-like. Gene Ontology annotation, molecular function: zinc ion binding. The record is from RefSeq and is a predicted model, not a curated record. The annotation marks the transcript as partial. The transcript has a single exon. Lineage: Eukaryota; Metazoa; Chordata; Actinopteri; Perciformes; Liparidae.
CACCUGGAGCCUCACCUGACAGCUUCACGCCUGAAGAGACAUCAGCUGAUGGACCCUGUGGAGAACCUGGAAGACAGGAUGUGUCUGAAGCACGAUAAACCUCUGGAGCUGUUCUGUAGGACCGACCAGACGUGUGUCUGCAUGCUCUGCACUGUGUUGGACCACAAGAUGCACAAUGUUGUUCCUCUGAAACAAGAAUGUGAAGGAAAGAAGGUGGAGCUGCAGAAGACAGAGGCUGAAACUCAGGAGAUGAUCCAGAAGAGACGCCUGAAGAUUCAGGAGGUCCAACACAACGUGAAGCUCAGUGAGGAAGAUGCAGACCGAGAGAAAGCAGAAGGUGUUCAGGUCUUCACUGGUCUGAAGGAGUCUGUGGAGAGGAAACUGAACGAGCUCAUCACUACGAUAGAAGAGAAGCAGAGAAGCACCAAGAAACAGGCUGAAGACGCCAUCAGAGAGAUGGAACAGGAGAUCUCUGAUCUGAUGAAGAGGAGCACUGAGGUGGAGAAG